Molecule: messenger RNA, 2099 nt
Organism: Cuscuta epithymum
Lineage: Eukaryota; Viridiplantae; Streptophyta; Magnoliopsida; Solanales; Convolvulaceae
Source: the annotation of a GenBank genome assembly
GCAAAACUAUUUAUACGUAGUAUUAUAUACUUCUCCCUCAACAAACGCACCCUUAUCUCUCCCUCACUACUUAAACUCCCAAACAUGGCCUCCCCAAUGAAAAGCAGCAGCAGCAGAAUUUCACUUGCCAUGGAAAGAACUGGCCAAUGGGUUUUCUCUCAGGAUAUCCCAGCCGAUGUCACAGUUCAAGUCGGUGGAGUCACUUUUUCUCUUCACAAGUUUAUGUUGGCGGCAAAGAGCGAUUUCAUAAGAAAGUUAAUCCUAGAGUACAAAGAAACCGAUCUAACGAGGAUAGAUCUGUCGGAUAUACCUGGCGGCCCGGAUAUCUUCGAGAAGGCGGCGAAGUUCUGUUACGCCGUCAACUUCGAGAUCACGAUUCAUAACGUCGCCGCGCUCCGUUGCGCCGCCGAGUAUCUUCAGAUGACCGACAAGUUAAGCGAGAGCAACCUCGUCGGUCGGACAGAGGAUUUUUUCGCCCGCGUCGCCCUGUCGAGCCUUUCCGGCGCCGUUGUCGUGCUCAGAACAUGCCAGGAUCUUCUCCCCAUGGCUGAGAAUCUCCUAAUCGUGCACCGGUGCGUUGAGCUUGUCAGUGCUAAGGCAUGCCUGGAGGCGAAUUUUCCGAGCCAGUCGCCGCCGAAUUGGUGGACAGAGGAGCUCACAGUGCUUGAUGUAGAAUUUUUUUCUAGAAUCAUUGACGCAAUAAAGGCAAGAGGCGCUAAACCGUUGACCAUAGCAAGGGCCAUCAUAACGUACGCCGAGAGGUCCCUACGCGAUCUAGUCAGAGACCACUCCGGCAACGGCAUACAAUCAACUCCGCCGGAAACUGACCAUUCCGACGUCAGAAUUCAGAAACGGGAGCUACUCGAGUCGAUCGUGACCCUCUUCCCGCCCGAAAAGACCGCGUUUCCGAUCAACUUCCUAUGUUGUCUCCUCAGAGCGGCCAUUCUGCUCGGCGCCGGCGGCGGUUGCAGGAGCGAGCUGGAAAAGAGGAUAUCGGCUUUUCUUGAACUAGCGACGGUGGACGAUCUUUUGGCCUUUUCUAUGGCGAACGAAGGGGGGAGGCUGUUUGAUUUGGAGAGCGUGAGGAGGGUUAUUUCCGGGUUUGUGGAGAAAGAGAAGAACGUGGCGGUGUUCAACGGCGGCGAAGACUUCAGGCCGGAAGUUUGCUCGGCGGCGGUGCAUAGGGUUGCCAAGACGGUGGAUGGAUAUCUUGCGGAGAUUGCAAGUCACGGGGAGCUUAGCAUUUCAAAGUUUAAUGGAAUUGCAAAUUUAGUUCCAAAGGGUGCCAGGAAGGUCGACGAUGACCUCUACAGAGCAAUCGACGUGUACCUGAAGGCACAUCCACAGCUAGACGAGAUUGAAAGGGAAAAGGUGUGCAGUGUGAUGGAUCCGCUAAAGCUGUCAUACGAGGCUCGAGUUCAUGCCUCUCAAAACAAACGGCUGCCCGUUCAGAUAGUCCUCCACGCCCUCUACUACGACCAGCUCAAACUCAGAAGCGGCGGCGUGGCCGCAGACUCAGACCGGAUGACCCCGAGAGCUCCCGCCAUAUGCACGAGGAACCAGUUGCAGGCCGACGUGUCGCUGAUGAAGGAGAACGAAGCGUUGAGAACCGAGCUAUUGAAGAUGAAGAUGGUCAUAUCCGAAAUGCAGAAAGGGAAUUCAACUGGUAAUAGUAAAGGGAGCUCAAGUUCUAGUAAAAAGCCUACAUUCUUUUCCACAGUCUCGAAGAAACUGGGGAAGUUGAACCCUUUCAAGCCGGGAUCUAAGGAUACUUCACAUUUGGACGAUGAUGAUAGUGGGUUGGAAGUUGCCAAGCCUAGGAGGAGGAGAUUUUCCCUCUCUUGAUCAAUUUACGUACAUAUAUAUCAAGUUUGCGUGGUUACCUUUCUGCAUAUUGAUGAAUCUAAUUUAUUGUUGGUUUCUAGGCUGUGCUUUGUGAUAUAACUUACAUCUCUAGUGGGUUGAAUUGCUAGUUUUUUUCGGGAAAAUGUAUUUCCCCUGUCCUUCAAUAUAAUGAUGCACUUUUCUUUUUCACGAUUCCUCUAUCCCAUAAUUAACACCAAUUUGCUUUCAAGUAGGCAUGAUAAAAAUCAAACUAA